GGAUUGUUCAGCGCGGUAUUUCCUCCUUCGAGUCGCGUAAGAGUCGAAGUGUCGCGUUGGUGUCGAAGCACAAGUCAAAAGCACGUGGGUCAUAGCUCCUUCACCUCGGCGUUCCGAAGCCAAACUUUUAGCUACUUCGGAACGCGUAGACGUCAUGGAACUGCGAUGACAGCGCCCGCCAUGAGAGCCAAUUCUCUCAGUCUACUUCGGACGACGACGCGAUGUAGUUGGGCGCGAUCGCAGCCAUUCACAAACACUGCAGCAAGAUGUGCUACUCGGUGGUCCUCGACCUCGACGCCCUCAAGUUCGGGCGGAGAGAGGCAAUGGUCGACACCACUGGCAAAAUUUCUGGGUGAAGCCAUCACAACUACAGGCCCAAUAACGGUGGCAGCCUACAUGCGCCAAUGUCUCACCUCGGAACUAGGAGGCUACUACACGCGACAGACAUCACCCGGAGAGGACCAAUUCGGCACGAAGGGCGACUUUGUCACAUCACCCGAGAUCAGCCAGGUCUUCGGCGAGCUCAUUGGCAUAUGGUUGUACGCUGAGUGGCUUGCGCAGGGAAGGAAAGAAAAGGUGCAAAUUAUCGAGGUGGGACCGGGACGUGGGACACUUAUGGAUGAUGUGCUGAGGACCAUCGCGAGCUUCAAGGGAUUCGCGAGAAGCAUCGAAGCCAUCUACCUCGUCGAAGCGUCGCCGCACCUGCAGAAGCAACAGGCGAAGCUCCUCGCUGGUACCGAAGAUGUACAAAAGAGCGAGGUCGGAUGGACAGCGCCGUGCAAGUACAUACCGGGAUGCAACAUCCAGUGGUGUGAGGACAUACGGUUUGUGCCCAAAGAGGAGACUUCCGCACCCUUCAUCCUCGCCCACGAAUUUUUCGAUGCCCUUCCAAUCCACGUGUUCCAGAAUGUCCCUCAAUCCUCAAUCCCGGCUUCCUCCACAAUCAUAACCCCCACCGGCCCUAUCAAACCAAAACAUGGCGCCACAGCACCCAAGAACACAUGGCAUGAGCUUGUCGUCUCUCCCACGAACCCAUAUUCCAGCGCUGGGACCACCACCACAACUCCUUCUCCAAAGAAAGAAGACGAGAAACCCGAUUUCGAACUCACAGUCUCCAAAUCGCCCACACCGCACUCGCUCUACCUUCCCAAAAUGUCUAACCGCUACAAGGCACUUGAAAACACACCAGACGCCAUCAUAGAAAUCUCGCCAGAGUCAAUAUCUUACAUAAAUGAUUUCGCCGUACGGAUAGGCGGCAGCAACCCUACAUCGUCGUCGACCACCACUGCACCACAAAAACAGCCCACGUUCCAGAAGCCCGAACCAUCAGGCGCAGCGCUAAUUCUCGACUAUGGCCCCUCUUCCACGAUUCCUGCUAAUACUCUACGCGGCAUUCGUUCGCACCGCCCCGUGUCCCCCCUCUCCUCCCCGGGGUUUGUCGAUCUAAGCGCUGACGUGGAUUUCCUCGCCCUCGCCGAAUCAGCACUCGAUGCUUCCCCCGGCGUCGAGGUUCAUGGGCCCGUCGAACAAAGUUUCUUCCUCUCUACAAUGGGGAUCAAGGAGCGUGCGGAGCGGUUGUUGAAGAGCGCAAAGGAUGAUGAUACUAGAAGGAGAUUAGAGAUUGGCUGGAAGAGAUUGGUUGAUCGGGGCCCGAAUGGGAUGGGCAAGUUGUACAAGGUUAUGACGGUUGUACCGUAUAGAGAAAAGGGGCCAGUGAGAAGGCCAGUAGGCUUCGGAGGUGAUGUGAUGUGAGAGGAAUCUACAUGUCUAUCUGUAUGAUAUUGCAUUGGUAACGUGCUUGAAGGUUUAGUUCUUAGAAAGUGUUGCCGUACGUACGUUCUGCGACACUCCAUUAUUCCUGCAAUCAAUCAUGUCGCGC
Dothidotthia symphoricarpi CBS 119687 is the source of this 1879-nucleotide messenger RNA. RefSeq lists its product as uncharacterized. The coding region runs from base 166 to 1752 and encodes 528 amino acids. The transcript is spliced from 4 exons. Gene Ontology annotation, cellular component: mitochondrion. NCBI's taxonomy places the organism in Eukaryota, Fungi, Ascomycota, Dothideomycetes, Pleosporales, Dothidotthiaceae. The record is from RefSeq and is a predicted model, not a curated record. Gene Ontology annotation, molecular function: protein-arginine omega-N symmetric methyltransferase activity. Gene Ontology annotation, biological process: mitochondrial respiratory chain complex I assembly.